GUGUGUUGUGAGCAUGCCAAUUAGCUCUUGGUUUAUUCAUGUUCCCGUGCGCGGGCAGGGGCUCAGAAGCUAGGCGAUAGCUAGCUAGCAAUUUAUAACACAAUGUGUAGGUUUUCGUAUGCCGAGAGAAUGUCCUAGGACCACAGACGCCAAAGAAAUGUUUACGUAAAACGAUACCGCUUAUUUGUGAAAUUGUGAUAAUCUUUUGCCCACACGCACACUCUCUUUUUUCGGCCCCUGGAGCCACAGCGCUCGAACAAGAGAGCAUCCGACUACCGUUUGAAGUGACCUGUUAUUUGGGGGAGUAGCUAGCUAACGUCAGCUAACCUACAGGAGACUGUCAUUUGACUGGACGCUCCAGAUUCCACUUGAAGGCCACAAAUGAAGUGAAAGCAGGGGAUUUCUUCCAUCUCUCCCCACAAGUCUGAUCUCCACACAGCUGUUCUCCUCUGCACUAGCUAAGUCCUCCGUCACAGCCCCUUCACCAAGCACCCUUGCCAGUUCUUCAGUUCCACUUGCUGAAAUGGAUUGGGCCACGCCAGCUGCCAAGCUGAAUCCCUACACCCGAGCCCGCAUGACAGAGGCCUGGCAGCAGCAUGCAGUUGCUCCACCUCCCGUUGUCCACACCAUCCCUCCAGGAGCUGAGAAUGCGUUGGGUUGUGCAGUGUAUGGCAUUGUCCUACAGCCAGAUGCCACGUCUUUACAGCAGCAGCCACAGACCCAGCACGCACAGCACAGCCAACACAGCCAACAACACAGCGGGAGUCAGCAGCAUGGAGGCGGGCAGCACAGUCAGCAGCAGCACCCCACCCAGGCCCAGCAGACCUCCCUACAGGUAGGGACCGAAGGAGGACACAAGUGUGGGGCCUGUGGACAUGAUAUCUCCCACUUAGCCAACCCACAUGAGCACCAGUGCAUGGUGAAUCAAGACCGGUCAUUCCAGUGCACUCAGUGCAUGAAGAUUUUCCACCAGGCAACAGACCUGCUAGAACACCAAUGUGUUCAGGUGGAGCAGAAGCCGUUUGUGUGUGGGGUGUGUAAGAUGGGCUUCUCCCUACUCACCUCUUUAGCCCAGCACCACACAUCCCAUAACAGCACCAACCCACAGAAGUGUUCAAUAUGUGAAAAGACCUAUCGACCCGGCUCUUCUGGCAGCGUCACACCCAACUCAAAUAAUCCCCAGCAGCCCAGCAGUGACGGGGCGUCAGCAAGCAGCAGCUCGUCCAUUCUACCUUUUCCCUCAGCCCGAGACCGGCCGUACAAAUGCUCCGUUUGCCAGAAGGGCUUCAAACACCUCUCAGAACUCACAAGGCAUGAGAGGGUGCACACAGGAGAAAAGCCCUUCAAAUGUGACACAUGCGACAAGGCCUUCAGCCAGUCGUCGCACCUACAGCACCACCAGCGAACACACAGCAGCGAACGCCCGUUCAAGUGUGCCGUUUGUGAAAAGAGUUUCAAACACCGCUCCCACCUCGUGCGCCACAUGUAUGUGCACUCUGGGGAGCACUUGUUCAAAUGCAACUUAUGUGAGUUGCAUUUCAAAGAGUCAUCGGAGCUCCUUCACCACCCCUGCCACCCGCAGGGUUCCCGACCGUUCCGCUGUGCCACGUGUGGUAAAGGUUUCAAGCGACCGUCUGACCUUCGGCAACACGAGCGCACACACUCGGAGGAGCGCCCCUACCACUGUGACGAGUGUCAGAUGAGCUUCAAACAGCAGUAUGCACUGGUGCGCCACCGACGCACACACAAAGACCCUACAGACCGGCCGUUCAAAUGCAACCUGUGUGACAAGGGCUUCAUGCAGCCCUCUCACCUCCUGUACCACCAGCACGUCCACGGCAUGGACAACCUGUUCAAGUGCGCCUCAUGCCAGAAGGAGUUUAGCCAGUCGGGAGAGCUGCUCAGGCACAAGUGUGGCGAGUCGUCCAACUCCUCGCCCGACAAGCCGUACAAAUGUGACGUCUGUGGCAAAGGCUACAAGAAGGGCUCGACGUUACAGCGUCACCAAAAUUCUCACUGCCAAGAGAAGCCCCUUAAGUGCUCGCUGUGUGACCGCCGCUUCCUGUCCUCUUCGGAAUUUGUCCAGCACCGUUGUGACCCUUCGCGGGAAAAGCCGCUGAAGUGCCCUGACUGCGAGAAACGUUUCAAAUACUCAUCAGACCUGAACCGACACCGGCGCGUGCACACAGGGGAGAAACCUUACAAAUGCGGCCACUGCAACAAGGGUUUCAAACAGCGCGAGCACCUGACCAAACACGCGAGCACACACUCCCGAGAGGGCCAGUUCAAGUGUGUUUGGUGUGGCGAGCGUUUCAGUGACUUGGGCUCUUUGCAAGAUCACACUGUGCAGCACACAGCCGAUGGAGGGGGUUACCCAGUGCCCCAGUGCAUAUAAACUCUUGAAGACUUUUUUCCCUUGAACAGACAGUCUCCUAAACUCCUGUCCCCUCGUCCAUCCCUUGUAUUCAGCUUAACUAUCUUCACAUUUGCAGGACAGUCCAGGCUAUUAUUAUUGCAAUCAUUACCACCAGUGAUAGGUCAGUUUUUGUUGCUUCACUAACUGGACCGAAGCCCUUUAGCACUGUGGCCCUGUCAUUCCAUAAGAUCCUGAGCGUUUCUCUCUCCCUGCACUUUCCUCUUUCUUCCACCUCUUUAUCUUCUUAUACCUGACCUGUCCUCUACCAUUUUUCUCAGCCCCACAAUUAUACAGUUGAUAGCACUAAAGAGGCCACAACCACUUAAACUGACAUAAUUCAUACUUAGGCUGCAUUCACACCAAAUCAGAUGUUGUGGGAGUGGCCCAUUUGUUUCUCCAUUGUGUUCCCAUGGUGCUAGCAUUUAGCCAUGCUGCUAGUAUGCCGGGUACUACGAGUCAUUGUCCACGUUGACAGAUUUAAUCAAGAAAAACAUUUACUUUCAAUAACCCAGGAUGCAAGGCAAGACUUAACAUUAUAAUGGGGUUUAACCUGGUGCACAAGGCCAAAUUGAGUGUAUACAUGUGAAACAUGAUGUUACACUUCAUUGUGUUUUGUCUGAUUUGGCAGUUAAUUGAUAUGUCACCACAGCGUGACAUUGGGUUGCCAUUCUCCUAAAGUUGACUUUUUCGGCAUACCCUGCGUUCCCCCCCGCCGCAGCCUAAAUACACUUCCCACAUUCAAAUGAAUCUGAGGACUGGCGUUUUUGCUGCAGUGCCUGUUUUGGUGUGAAUGCAGCCUUAAUCAGACAGUUGCAGACAGAAACGGGUGCCAUAAUGCAGGUUGAUCCAGCAAAUAUAUCCCUCCCAAAUUCCUACCCUUAGAAAAGGGGGAAAAAAUUUAAAUGUCCCUUUUUAAUUGUUAUAAAUAAGACCGACAUAUUUUAGUGUGUGUGUUUUGUUUUUUUAAAGUAUUUUUUAAGGUUUACUGAAUGAAUCAAUAGUUUAGUAUCCACCUAAACUGACGGGGCCAAAGACUUGAAAGUCUUGACUGCUGGAGUGUCCAUAAGAGGGGGAUUAUUUCCUUGUUAUUUUUGUUCCCCCUCUAUUUCUCCGAUGACCUCUUUUCCCCGCCCUUAAAUUACUCCCCUCUCCCAUUUUUCCACUCAUCUUUGCUUCCUCCUCUUCCUGUCGCAGUUUAGUAUCAGAAGACUGGGAAGUUUGACUAAUCCCUCAAACACACAUGUUCUCACAUUCAUUGGUCAGGUACAGAAACAGUGCAUUGGUCCCGGCCCAACUUCCUGUGUCCACAUCACUUGUUUUUAUUAAAUAGCCAGUAAACUCCCUCAACGUAUGUGAAGCGAAACCAUGUAGGGGGGAGUUUGGGGAUUUAUUGUCCUAUAGUGAAAUACCAAAACGCCAGUAUGAAGCAGCACCCGAUCCCAAAGGUGUGUAGACUAACCAACCAGCUGAAGUGAACCAUCAUUAUAGGAAAAAAACUGAUGAUUGAUACCAACCUCACACUCCAGUAUAGACAACUAUAGAAGUAUAUCUUUCUCACCAAUAUAUAAUAGUCAUAUUCCUGCAUACAUCAGUGCUGUUAGACUUAUUUGUACUGGAAAUGUCCAAGUUUGAACAUUACACUUCCUCUCAGCCUGUACAUACUAUGGAUCUGUGAGUGUACUUAGCCAGGUAAGUUGAAAAUGUCAGAACUUGUCUUUCUUAAAAACAAUAUGUAAGAACUGUUUUCGUAUUCUUGCUACUUUUUACUAUGUAAACUGUUUGGAGAAAUGCUCUUUUGUUCUUUUUGUAGUCCAUGUGGUGAUUGUAUCAGUAUGUUGCAAUUGCGUGCGUGCGUGCGUGUGCAUUUUAUUCUGUCAAACGAAAAUUUAGACUUUAGAGAAUAGUAUUAGAAAUAUUUCAGCAGACCUUUGCCACUUUUUUUUUUUUUUUUAUGUACUAAUCUUACUGGUCUGUCCGAGCUGUUUUUGUAGGAUGAACCUGCACUUUGUAUUAAAUAUUUUCCAUAUUUUAAAAGAAAUUUUAAUACUUAGUUUUCCUGUUACAUGUUGAGUUGAGGUGGUAGCUGUGUCUGACAGAGUGGGUUUCUACCAGAGUGAAUGACACUUUCCACGUCUUUGAAUGCUAUGAGAUUCUAGUGUGCUUAAGAAGCCCAGCGAACAAGUUGGUUUUCCUUUUCCUGUGAGAGGGAGCCGCUCUGGACAGGAGCUCACUGUUGAGUCAUGGUUUGAGUGCAGUAUUGAAAACAAACGGAGGAGACCAAGAACAUGGAAGUAACAUUUUUUAUUUUAUUCUGGCUUGCAAUUCUUUCCUUUUUGUUUUAGCCUUAAAACAUGGUCAUGGUGCCUCUCGGCCUCUUCCUCCUCUUCUGCUUUCUGUCUCUGUCCAUCAUCACCAUCAUCAUCAUCAACAUCAGAUGGUUGGUUUCAUUGGCCAUCAUUUUUAUUUUCUGAAUUUGGCGUAAGACUGAAACAACUUGGACUUAAAUUAGUAAUGUGUUUUUUUAUUUUUUUUAAUAGUUUCACAUGUUUGUAUUUUUUUUGUAUUAAUCUUUAAUUUUAUAGUAAAAUCUAUAUUCCUCGAUGGAGAGACCAGGGCCUUGGGUUGGUUUGGGAUAGAGAUGGCUGUAUUUUUUUAACAUGUCUGUCAGAGUUGUACGCAAGCUUUUCCCAAUGUGGAUUUGUCCCAAACGCCAAAUCACAGAAGAAACCAUCUCUGCACAAAGAAUUUGGUAGGGGGGUGGUGUAAAAGUUGAUUAAUACAACACAAACACAUCAGGAGUCCAUACACGCAAGUUCCUAUUUGCCAAUUUCUGGAGGACUUUGAUGAUAAAGAUAGUCACUUCAGAUGCAGGACAAGGACCUCACAUACUACCAUAUAGUGCAGACAAUACACUUAGUAUGUGUUAAUAAUAAUACAAGUGUACACUCAAAGCCUAAGAAUACUUCCAAGCCAGUGGCACUGGUUUAGUUGCUUGUAUUGGUAGUGUGUUACUCAUGUGUGUGGGGUAUAGAGUGCUGAUCAGGUAUAGGUACAACAUUAUCAGACAGUGAGGAAUCUUGCAAAGUGAAAACAAGAACUGCACUUAUUACAUCUCGAUCAAUUCUGGGUUUAAAAACUCCAUAUCCAACACACAGUCAGUAAAAGGAGAGGAAAAUCUCCAGUCUAAGCACAAAUGAAAUAAAUCCACCCUUCUGCAUAUUAUCAACCCCCCCCCUUCCCUGCUGCUACUUUUUUUUUUUUUUUCCUCAGUUCUAAAACGUGAACCCGUCAGACCCUGGUGUCUCUAGCUCUCUGCAUGCUUGCUGUGAUAGUUCCUGUGUUCUCUCCCUGCGAACUGCUCCCCCAUUCCACGCAGCACUGUUCCCUCUUACAGCUUUUUCAAAUUGUAUUGUAGUUUAUGUGAAUGAUGUUGG
This is a messenger RNA of Etheostoma spectabile (orangethroat darter), 5850 nucleotides long. RefSeq names its product zinc finger protein 319. Lineage: Eukaryota; Metazoa; Chordata; Actinopteri; Perciformes; Percidae. The record is from RefSeq and is a predicted model, not a curated record. Bases 524 to 2395 code for a protein of 623 amino acids. The transcript is spliced from 3 exons.